Molecule: messenger RNA, 1771 nt
Organism: Carlito syrichta (Philippine tarsier)
Lineage: Eukaryota; Metazoa; Chordata; Mammalia; Primates; Tarsiidae
Gene: PARP3
Product: poly(ADP-ribose) polymerase family member 3
Exons: 11
Coding region: 73-1674 (533 amino acids)
Cellular component (GO): site of double-strand break
Molecular function (GO): NAD+ poly-ADP-ribosyltransferase activity
Source: RefSeq, a predicted model, not a curated record
GACUGCCCUGGGAGGCACACACAACCAGACCUGGUGGCAGCCACCUCUCCCACGUCCCUGCUUUUCUUAGCCAUGGCUCCAAAGCGCAAGCCCUCGGUACAGACUGAAAGCCCCGAGAAGAAGAAGAAGGGGCGGCAGACGGCAGGGGAAGAAGACAGCUUUCGUUCCACCGCGGAGGCCCUCAGGGCCGCACCUGCAGAGAAGCGUGUAAUCCGUGUGGACCCUGUAUGUCCACUCAGCAGCAACCCUGGGACCCAGGUACACAAGGACUAUGACUGCACCCUGAACCAGACCAACAUCGGAAACAACAACAACAAGUUCUAUAUCAUCCAGCUGCUUGAAGAGGGCAACCGCUUUGUCUGUUGGAACCGCUGGGGCCGUGUGGGAGAGGUCGGCCAGUCCAAGCUCAGCCACUUCCCAAGACUAGAAGAUGCAAAGAAGGACUUUGAGAAGAAAUUUCGGGACAAGACCAAGAACAGCUGGGCGGAGCGGGAUCACUUUGUGGCCCACCCCGGCAAGUACACACUUAUCGAAGUACAGGGAGAGGACGAGGCCCAGGAGGCUGUGGUGAAGGUGGAGAGAGGCCCAGACAGGACUGUGGCUAAGCAGGUGCGGCCCUGCUCCCUGGACCCAGCCACACAGAAGCUCAUCACCAACAUCUUCAGCAAGGAGAUGUUCAAGAACGCCAUGGCACUCAUGGACCUGGAUGUGAAGAAGAUGCCCUUGGGGAAGUUGAGCAAGCAGCAGAUUGCGCGGGGCUUCGAGGUCUUGGAGGCCCUGGAGGCGGCCCUGAAAGACUCCACAGAUGGUGGCCAAAGCCUGGAGGAGCUGUCCUCCCGAUUCUACACCGUCAUCCCACACAACUUUGGCCGCAGCAGGCCCCCACCCAUUAACUCCCCCGAGCUUCUGCAGGCCAAGAAAGACAUGCUGUUGGUGCUGGCGGACAUUGAGUUGGCUCAGACCCUGCAGGCAGCCCCUGAGCAGGAGAAGAUCGUGGAAGAGGUGCCACACCCCCUGGACCGAGACUACCAGCUUCUCAAGUGUCAGCUUCAGCUGCUGGACUCUGGGGUACCUGAGUACAAGGUGAUACAAACCUACUUAGAACAAACUGGCAACAACUACAGGUGUCCUGCUCUUCAACACGUCUGGAAAGUGAACCGAGAAGGGGAGGGAGACAGAUUCCAGGCCCAUGCCAUGCUGGGUAAUCGGAGGCUACUGUGGCAUGGCACCAACGUGGCCGUGGUGGCUGCCAUCCUCACCAGCGGGCUCCGCAUCAUGCCACAUUCUGGUGGCCGCGUUGGCAAGGGUAUCUACUUCGCUUCGGAGAACAGCAAGUCAGCUGGCUAUGUGACUGGCAUGAAUUGUGGGAACCACCAUGUCGGCUACAUGUUCCUGGGCGAGGUGGCCCUGGGCAAAGAGCACCACAUCACCACAGACAAUCCCAGUUUGAAGUCUCCGCCCCCUGGUUUUGACAGUGUCAUUGCCCGAGGCUACACAGAGCCUGAUCCAACCCAGGACACUGAGCUGGAACUGGAUGGCCAGCGAGUGGUGGUACCUCAGGGCCGGCCUGUGCCCUGUCCAGAGUUCAGCAGCUCCCACUUCUCCCAGAGCGAGUACCUGAUCUACCAAGAGAGUCAGUGUUGCCUGCGCUACCUGCUGGAGGUUCGCCUCUGAGCUGCCCACCCUGCCCUCUGGGGUCCUGCUAAGGGCUAGAUCAUGGUCUUCAAUCUUCCUGCCCAUCUCUGGUACCCCCAUAUUACCCCUUCCUUUC